ACACAGUGAGUCAUGAUCUACAUAGGUCUGACGUGUAGUCCUGUCUGUAGUUGCUGUGAUGCAAUUCGGAAGGUGGACACGGGAGGGCGCUAAUCAGCGGUUGGACCGCGGGUUCGACGAAGACAAAGCAAGAAGAAACCGCGUCCGGCUUUGUGUGGGUCCUAUUUUUCAAACUAGAGACUAGCUUUACACACCAAGAGGACAGAAGAUCAGCCGGCCGCUCUUAACUUCCAAGCACUUGGACCAAAGUGGAUCUGACUGCAUUGGCGUCUCAGAAAAGAACUGGCCCACGAUGUCCAGCGAAGUGCAGAGACCGGACGACAGCCCCAGCACGAGCGGGGGCAGCUCGGAUAUCGAACAAAGGGAAACGGUACCGCCCGAGCAGGAGCGGGAGCAAGCACAGCCCAAAAAGAAGGAGACCAAGAUCUCCAGUAAAACCGCUGCUAAACUUUCAACCAGUGCCAAGAGGAUUCAGAAGGAGCUCGCAGAAAUAACACUAGACCCGCCUCCCAACUGCAGUGCCGGCCCCAAAGGGGACAACAUCUACGAGUGGAGGUCGACCAUCCUGGGACCCCCCGGCUCCGUCUACGAGGGAGGGGUCUUCUUCCUGGACAUUGCCUUCACACCAGACUACCCCUUCAAACCCCCCAAGGUGACGUUCCGCACGAGGAUCUAUCACUGCAACAUCAACAGCCAGGGCGUGAUCUGCCUGGACAUCCUGAAGGACAACUGGAGCCCCGCCCUCACCAUCUCCAAGGUGCUGCUGUCCAUCUGCUCCCUGCUCACAGACUGCAACCCAGCCGACCCUCUGGUGGGGAGCAUCGCCACACAGUACCUGACCAACAGAACAGAGCAUGACAGAAUAGCUAAGCAAUGGACCAAGAGAUACGCCACAUAGACGCCCGCCGCCGACCCCCCCGACCCCCCGGCCUCUCUCUACCUCUUCCCCUUUAGUCUGUCAAAGCACACUCACACAGUGCAGCGGUAUAUCUGCCCCCCUGUCGUCCUCCUCCUCCUCCCCCCGUUUUAUCUACCUUUUCUGUGCAAAAACAAAAGAAAAAGACAAAAAAAAACAAAAGUUGUCCUUUGUUCCUUGUUGACUUGAAAGCUUCUUUUUUAUACAGAGAGUAGAUUGGGAUUUUUAUUUUCCAAUAUCUGAAUGUUGGAAGUAUUGUAUUAGAUAAAAAACACAGAAUAUUAUAAUUAUCAUACGCAUCGUCCUCCAGCUACACAGUAUGUAUUCUCAUUUCCUUCGUGGCGCCCCGGAAACAAACGCGCAGACCGUUGCUUUUUCCGUUGCUCUCCUCGGUUCUCGUCACGGGUUCUUGGCCUGCAUGGGACGGGACGGUUGGCUUCAGUGGAUCCUUCAUGCUUUCUAACUCCCUCUGAUUUUGUUUGUACUGUAUGUAUUUUUUCAAAGGCUUUUGAGGCAGACCACUAAAGUAUAGGUCUGCCUGUGAAAGAGGCAGGACUUGUGUAUUUACUGGCUACCCGCCACCCCUGCAAUUGCAGAGUGGUUUGUCGUGCACUUGUAUUUCUGAAGCACCCAAUAAAACACAGUGGUUGGCUUGUGAGAAAAGAAAAAAAAAAA
This is a messenger RNA of Oryzias latipes (Japanese medaka), 1591 nucleotides long. RefSeq names its product ubiquitin-conjugating enzyme E2E 2 (gene ube2e2). NCBI's taxonomy places the organism in Eukaryota, Metazoa, Chordata, Actinopteri, Beloniformes, Adrianichthyidae. The record is from RefSeq and is a predicted model, not a curated record.